AUGCUCCGGCCAUGGCCUUCCAGCGGCGCUGUCCGCGCUCUAUCUCGAAUAAUCCGCCGUCCGUUGUGGAUUCGCCCCCGUAACGUUCAUUUCUCUACCAUCACACCUUGCCUCAACGCCAACUCUGCAGACCGCGUCCCUCUCCGCAAGCAACUCAAGCAGGAUGCCAAGAACCUCAAGGCUCGGAAGAAGCAGCGCAAGGAGAGCGAAGCGGCCUCCCGACAAGAGUGGGAAUUGACAGUUGGUGUGGAGAUUCACGCGCAGCUUAAUGCUGGAGCCAAAUUAUUCUCUCGAGCUCCGACCGCCGCCAGCGAGACUCCCAACUCUAAUGUUGCCUUGUUCGAUCUUGCCUUUCCGGGCAGCCAACCGGAAUUCCAAGCUGCCACACUCCUCCCAGCCCUCCGCGCGGCCGCCGCUUUGAAUUGUGAUAUACAACCAGUCAGUCGAUUUGACCGAAAGCAUUACUUCUACCAGGAUCAGCCAUCGGGCUACCAGAUCACACAAUACUACGAGCCAUUCGCGCGCCACGGAUGGGUCGAUCUAUACGACUACGAUGGCAUCGCCCCCGAAGAUGGUAGCAGGAUUCGCAUAGACAUCAAGCAAGUGCAGCUGGAACAGGAUACGGCCAAGUCCCAGGAAUAUCCGCCCUCGACUCAACUCCUCGACUUCAACCGUGUCUCUCACCCUCUGAUCGAAAUUAUCACAAUGCCGCAGAUACAUAACCCCGCCACCGCCGCCGCCUGCGUCCGAAAACUCCAAGCGAUCCUCCAGGCAUGUGGUGCUGUGACAACGGGAAUGGAAAUGGGUGGUCUUCGUGCCGAUGUCAACGUCUCGGUUCGGCGUCGGGGAGAGGCGCCUGGGGGCUACGAGUACGACGGGAUCAGCGGGUUAGGGCAGCGCACGGAGAUCAAGAACCUGAGCAGUUUCAAGGCCGUGGAAGACGCUAUCGUUGCCGAGAAGAAUCGUCAGAUCGCCGUGCUGGAAGGUGGCGGUGUCGUGGAGGGUGAGACCCGUGGGUGGACGAUUGGCAGCACCGAGACUCGCAGACUUCGAGGCAAAGAGGGUGCUGUGGAUUACCGUUACAUGCCCGAUCCCGACAUCCCACCACUGGUGAUUGGUGAGGACCUGGUCAACUUGAUCAACGACAAUCUUCCGACGCUGCCUGAUUCGCUCGUGCAGAUCCUUCGAACAGCUUACGGUCUCUCGAUUGAGGACGCCAAGCCAUUGAUUGAGCUGGAUGAUGGAGCCCGACUGGAGUACUACAGAGAUGUCGUGGACAUCCUUCGCUCACUUCAUCCUGAUCAGGAUGAACAAACGCAGGCGGCCCUCGCGCGUAUUGCGGGCAACUGGGUCCUCCAUGAGCUGGGUGGGUUGUUGACCAAGGCGGACCGACCCUGGAACGACGAGAUAGUGCCGGCCCGGUCUCUGGCCGACCUCAUCGACCAUCUCCAGCGAAAGCUCAUUACCGGACCCACGGCCAAACAAGUGCUCGCUGCAGUGUUUGAUGGAGAUCGCCGGCCCAUCCCGCAGCUACUGGAAGAGGACAAACUUCUUUUACGGCCGCUAUCACGGGAGGAAUACCUGGCUCUCGCCGAGUCGGCCAUUGCCCAGAACCCCCAGAUGGUUGAGCAGAUCCGCAGCAAGAACCAGCUGGGGAAAUUGGGCUGGUUCGUGGGGCAGAUGAUGCGCACGGGUGAGAAGGGCCGCGUAGAAGCGCCUAAGGCCGAGGAGGUUCUCCGCGAGCUGAUUCUGGGGAAAUAG
Penicillium maclennaniae is the source of this 1761-nucleotide messenger RNA. Its product is annotated as glutamyl-tRNA(Gln) amidotransferase subunit PET112. Gene Ontology annotation, biological process: glutaminyl-tRNAGln biosynthesis via transamidation; mitochondrial translation. The transcript is spliced from 4 exons. Lineage: Eukaryota; Fungi; Ascomycota; Eurotiomycetes; Eurotiales; Aspergillaceae. Bases 1 to 1761 code for a protein of 586 amino acids. The record is from RefSeq and is a predicted model, not a curated record. Gene Ontology annotation, molecular function: glutaminyl-tRNA synthase (glutamine-hydrolyzing) activity.